Cucurbita maxima (winter squash) is the source of this 930-nucleotide messenger RNA. RefSeq lists its product as uncharacterized. The record is from RefSeq and is a predicted model, not a curated record. The transcript is spliced from 2 exons. NCBI's taxonomy places the organism in Eukaryota, Viridiplantae, Streptophyta, Magnoliopsida, Cucurbitales, Cucurbitaceae. The coding region runs from base 1 to 930 and encodes 309 amino acids.
AUGAAAUCCAUGAAAACCAGAAAUAAUCCCAAACCCAAAUCCAUCGCUCCGCCGGCGGACCUUCUCGUCUGUUUUCCGGCGAGGGCCCGCCUUACCCUCCUCCCCAAACCCACCUGCAGUCCGGCCAGAGCAUCGGCGGAACCCCACCGCCGCCACCAGAAGAAAGCUCCGCCGCUGUCUCAGUCUCAAGCAAGUCCUCUUCUAUGGGCCAAGGAGCUGGCGUCGGAACCCACUUCGCCGAAGGUUACCUGCGCCGGCCAGAUCAAAAUUAAACCCCAUGCUCGUCGGUCCACUAAGAACUGGCAAUCUGUUAUGGAAGAAAUCGAACGAAUUCAUAAGAAAAAGAAAAUACCCAAUUGGGGAAACCAAAUUCAAGAUCAAAAUCCGUUUGGUUUCAAGAGAGAAAUCGUUAAUUUCCUGUCGUGUUUACGAGGUUUCCGGUUUGAUUUCCGUUGCUUCAAAGGCUUCCCUGAAUCCGACGACAUCACAACAGAGGAAGAAGAAGAAGAAGAAGAAGAAGAAGAAUAUGAAUCCGACGCUGAAUCCGAAGCUGAAUACGAAGAAGAACCCACCGAAGCUACUUCGAAAAGAAGAACAAUGUUCUCGAAAUGGUUCAUGGUUCUACAAAACGAAGAAGAAGAAGAAGAAGAAGAAGAAGAAACCAAACCCAGAAACGACACCGGCGAGCUGCAGCCUUGCUCUGUUCCGCCGCCAAAUGCUCUGUUACUGAUGCGUUGCAGCUUGAAAUUGUUAAUGGAGGAGGAGAAGGAGGCGGUGGCUAAGAAGGAAAGCUUGGUGGUAAUGGAUUAUGAUGCUGAUUUUUACAAGCUUUCAUCUGAUAUUGCGAAAGAGACAUGGGUCGUGAGUGGAUCCAGUACUAGUAGAUGUAAUGAUGACCCAUUUCUGAGAAGCCGGAGCUGGAAGAGAUGA